AUGAACCUUGCUUUCAUUUUUCCCUUUCUGUUCUUCGCCAUCGUUCCGGCCACAGUGGGAAUCAGCGACCCGACGGCUUAUGAGGCGUGCUUCGCAACGUGCAAUAUAGAACUGAAUAAGGAGAAAAAACUCGACAUGACCAAAAAAUCAGUCACGUGUUUCAAGAGGUGCAAGCCGACGCUGACAGACCAAGAGGCAGCGAAAAUACGGCAAGACAUCAAAUCACUGCCACCAGAGCAAAAAGCGCUUUUUAAGAGAUUGAUGACUUCAUAAAAGCGAUUUAAGAAACGUUAACUUGU
This is a messenger RNA of Cylicocyclus nassatus, 299 nucleotides long. The record is from the annotation of a GenBank genome assembly. Lineage: Eukaryota; Metazoa; Nematoda; Chromadorea; Rhabditida; Strongylidae.